Stereum hirsutum FP-91666 SS1 is the source of this 1509-nucleotide messenger RNA. RefSeq lists its product as uncharacterized. Lineage: Eukaryota; Fungi; Basidiomycota; Agaricomycetes; Russulales; Stereaceae. The transcript is spliced from 11 exons. The coding region runs from base 1 to 1509 and encodes 502 amino acids. The record is from RefSeq and is a predicted model, not a curated record.
AUGCCUCGACAUUCUCGCCACAAUACAGUCUUGUCGGACGACGACGACGAUGAAGAGCUCGUCGAGAUGCCACAACCAAAAAGACGGUGUCGGUCCCGAGAUCAUAUCUCUGAUAUUGAGCUAUUUGACGAGCGUACCCGGGGCCAGCGUGGACAUCGACGUCCUUCCUCCAAGCAGGCUAGUAAUGAGCGUGACGCGGCGGAGGAGCAGAUCAGAAAAUUGACCCGUCAGCUAGCUAAGGCGAAAAGAGAUGUCGCCAGAGAACGGAAUGCCUUCCAGGACGAGGACGAGAACUCCCUCGAGAGUCAGGAUGAUGAGGACAUGGCGCCGUGGACGGUCUCGACUCAGCCUAUCGCGACCUUCGCCCUGGAUGAAGACCAGCCGAGACGCCCAUACAUCAAGCGCGGAACGAAGCGCACCCCUCCCGUCCCCACAUACACUCGUGCAGGUUCUUCAUCGACCCAUACUACGACCACCAACACCCUGGGGCCUCAGGGCGACACACCAUCUGCUUUUCGUGCUCUGCCGUCCAUCGUUUCCUCCCCGGCCACUCAUGAACCCGCACAAUCGAUAUCUCCUCAGGGGCAGUCAUCCGAAACUGAGGGAGCCGAGCCGAACCCUCCAACACGGCAAACGAACCCUGCUUCAAACGAUGUACGGGACGACGAUGUUACAGAAGUAAACAAUGCACCUGACAAUGUGUCUCAUGCAAACCCUGAACGCCAGACAGAUAUGUCCGCACCCCGUCCUCCGACGGUAGAAACCCAACAGGCAGCAGGUACACCAAAGAAGGUCCUCACGCCGAAGUUCAAGGCGGGACAAAAGCCCUCUGGUACCCUGAAGGCAGGUGACUAUGAGGAUGCUGUCAGGGCGGCGAUAAUCUCUGCCAUUCGCUAUUACGAGGCCGAGAUCAUGACUCGCAAUGCAUACGCAUGCGACGCUGAUCGUGUACGGUGGGCCUCGGAGGCCUGGCAGUACGUAUUUGAGAAGGCUGACGCUAUGUACGAGUUGACGAGUGCAAUAAGCGGACUGAUCAAGGGACGCGAUCCCCAAGCACGUAAGUUUGUCAAGGAUGCUGCCCGUGAAGGCGUGAAGACCUACGGUUUCUCGGAUGACAAGACGGCUGCGGAGAACAAGGAGAUCUAUGAGCGUAUCAAGAACGGAUUUCAUUACAAGGAUCCCGUAGAACAGCACGGUUAUGGCGAGAACCAUGCAAUCAUCAGAACGAUGCGUCUGGCAUGGUUUACCCGCAGCGAGAAGACUAACAUAGCCGUUAAGUUUCCCUCAUUCUUCAAACCGGUACCUCUCCCGGCACUGGCUAUCAUCUUUACCAUGGUCGAGUUCGCCAUCGACGAGUGGUCUACAGGGGAAUUCAAACCCGAGGAUCUGUCGCAGGACGUUCAGUGUGAGUUGUAUCGUGCUCACCUCGCAAAGCUUCGUGAAUGGGCUUCCCUCAACGAGCAGUUCAGCACGAACCGACGGAAGAAGCUGUUCGACAAGUGCAUGUGA